Messenger RNA from Rotaria sp. Silwood1, 831 nucleotides. The record is from the annotation of a GenBank genome assembly. Lineage: Eukaryota; Metazoa; Rotifera; Eurotatoria; Philodinida; Philodinidae.
AUGGGUACUACGGUAGCAUCUGGUAUAAAAAAUCCAAUGAAAGUCUAUGUUGAUGAUGAUAUUAGUGGACCAACUGUUUAUGUUUCACUGCGAUUUUUGAAUCGUGUUGAAAAAUGGAAUAAUGGAGCAACACAAGGUAUUCAAGUCAGUUGUGAAUGUCAAUUAUGUUCUGGUGUAUCAGUUGACAAAGAGAAAAAUGUUUAUAUGUCACAAUCAGAUAGACAUCGUUUUGUUCAAUGGUCACCUCGAACAAGUACGACAACUGUUGUCGCUGGAAAGACAGAUACUAAUAGAUCAACAAGUGAUCUACUUAAUCAUCCUCAAGAAAUUUAUGUUACUAGAGAUGGAAGAACUACAGUAGCUGGAUCAAGUCAAGGAACUGAAGGACAUGAUCCUGAAACUUUAGAUUAUCCCAAUGAUGUUAUUGUUGAUGAUGAAACUAAUAUUGUUUAUGUUAUUGAUACAUCGAAUCAUCGAGUGCAACGAUGGAAACCAUUUGAAUCCGAAGGUGAUACAAUAGCUAGUGAUGGAGGUGCCGGUAAUGCAACAAAUCAAUUACAUAAACCAGUUGAUUUAGCAUUUGAUAUGAAAGGAAAUCUUUAUGUCAUGGAUAUGGAAAAUAACCGUGUGGAAAUUGACAAUGUCGAUGAACAAAAUUAUUAUAGCAUAACAGCAUUUAUAUUAACUGUUGUACACUUUUAUAUGGAGAUUAUUCGUUUUUUACUUGAACAAGCCGAUACAAAUGUACGUAUUUAUAAUCAAUAUUAUUUAACAACAUUCGAUUUUGUUAAAUAUAAUAUUUUGUCUAUUAUUGAUAUUACACGUUUAUGA